Messenger RNA from Tuber melanosporum (Perigord truffle), 3636 nucleotides. RefSeq lists its product as uncharacterized. Bases 84 to 3326 code for a protein of 1080 amino acids. Gene Ontology annotation, cellular component: small-subunit processome; box C/D methylation guide snoRNP complex. Gene Ontology annotation, molecular function: snoRNA binding. The record is from RefSeq and is a predicted model, not a curated record. Lineage: Eukaryota; Fungi; Ascomycota; Pezizomycetes; Pezizales; Tuberaceae. The transcript has 8 exons.
AUCCAGCAACCACACCACCAAGAUUAAACGUCCCUCGCUGUCUCACGUCAAUUUUUCUCCACCGACACGAGGAUCGCUAAAUAAUGACCUUCCUAAUUCUCACUGAGACUAGUGCUGGCUACGCCCUUUUCAAAGCGAAGGACAAGAAACUUCUCAAGAAAGAUGACCUGGCUAAAGAGAUGAGCACCCCCGAGGGCGCUGCUAGUUUAGUGAGGUUGAAACAAUUUUCAAAAUUCGAUAGUGCGGCAGCUGCUCUGGAGGAGGUAUCAUGCAUUGUGGAGAAUAAGGUGUCUCCUAUGCUCUCUAGUCUAUUAAACUCGGUCAAGGAUGAAAAAAAGGCAUCUCUCGUUGUUGCUGAUCCAAAAUUGGGAAAUGCCAUCAACAAACUUCCUGGAUUGUCGUUUCAAAUUAUCUCGGAUUCCUCUACCAAUGACCUAUAUCGAGCAAUACGCGAGCACCUUACGGCAUUGAUUCCAGGCUUGACUCCUAACGAUGUUUCUACUAUGUCAUUAGGUCUAUCACAUUCCCUGUCGCGGCACAAGCUCAAGUUCAGUCCUGACAAGGUCGAUACCAUGAUCGUGCAAGCAAUCGCACUUCUCGAUGACCUUGACAAGGAGCUUAACAUUUACGCAAUGCGCGUCAAGGAGUGGUAUGGGUGGCAUUUCCCUGAGAUGGGGAAAAUUAUCAACGAUAACCUUGCCUAUGCCAAGGUUAUCAAGGCUAUGGGCAUGAGAACCUCUGCCGCUACAACAGAUCUUGCGGAAAUCCUUCCGGAGGAGAUCGAAACUGCCCUCAAGGCAGCAGCAGAAGUUUCAAUGGGGACCGAAAUCACAGCUGAGGAUCUCAACAAUAUCACACUACUCGCAGACCAGGUUAUUUCCUUUACAGAGUACAGGCAACAGCUUUCCUCUUACCUCUCCGCUCGCAUGACCGCCAUUGCUCCCAACCUCACGGCCCUCGUUGGUGAACUUGUCGGCGCCCGUCUUAUUGCCCAUGCGGGUUCUCUCAUGAACCUUGCCAAGUCUCCUGCUUCAACUGUCCAGAUUCUCGGUGCUGAAAAGGCUCUUUUCAGGGCUCUCAAGACUAAACACGAUACUCCCAAGUACGGAUUGAUUUACCACGCAUCCCUCAUUGGGCAAUCAACCGGAAAGAACAAGGGAAAAAUUGCUCGCAUGCUUGCUACCAAGACGGCCCUCGGUUUGAGAGUUGACGCUCUAGCCGACGAUAAGGAUGGAUCGGCGACUUUAGGCUUGGAGAUGAGAGCCAUGAUUGAGAACAGAGUUCGAAAACUCGAGGGCAAGCCGGCUGUUCCUCGUGGCAACGCCAACACAACAUCCAUCGUCAGUUUGAGAGCACCUGGGAAGUGGGAGAUAAAGGAGGCUAAAAAGUACAACCCCGAUGCGGACACUGCCAUGGAGGAUACACUGCCGGCCGCUCAAGCGGUAGCCGAGGCCGCUGUAAGGGCUAUCGGCCAAGAUAUUGCCAUGGGCGACGACGACGAAGAAUCAUCCGAGGAUGGUGAGGAGGCGGAGAAGACCGAGAAGGGAAAGAACAGUCUCGUACCUGUUAUUCCCACAUCCAAGGAUGACAAAGAAGGGGAAAGUAAUGGGGACGACGAAGAUGAGGAAGCAAAGAGGAAGGCUGAGAAGAAAGCCAGGAAAGAAGCUAAAAAGUCCAAGUCGUCCAGCAAGAAGAGACGAAAGAGUGAAGGCUCGUGGGGGGCAGCCGCUAGCAAUACAGACCAUAUGUCUGCACAUAGUCUCCACGCGUCUGUGCUUAUCCUCCCUAAUCCCCAAUUAUCGAGCCCGGAACACCUUGCUUAUGUACCCCGAGUGAAGAAAAACAUUACUUUCGCUAUCGAUAUCUCUGCCAACAUCCGAACCCUUCACACGGGCGUCGCUUCGCAGGGUGAUGACAUCUCCGGCUUGCUCUAUGUGCCUAUGGUAAAUGAGACCACGACAUGCCAUGGCCUCUCUUCUGUCCCUACCAACGUUACACACAAGGAUGACCUUCCGGAUGCCAUCUACGAUUUGAUUGCUUUUGCGCCUUGGAUGUCGAGAGACUGUAGUACUAGAUUUUUGAAGGCCGCCCAGGUGGACGCAAGUGUUGUUAAAGGAUUUAUAUUUUAUCUCGAUGAUAAAGCUGCGAAGAUUCCCGAGGUGAAGGAUCCUUAUUGGCAUGGUGUUCCAUUCGAUAAUUUCGAGUUCCCAAUCUAUGCCAUCCCUGGGAGAGAUGGCAUACCCCUGUUGGACAAGAUUGCCGAAUAUUCCGGGAAUAUGUCGGAGGUUUGGGAGGCCCAAAAUCUAACGUCCUACUAUGAUCCAAAGGAUUUUGCCAGGGUUUAUAUGGAGGUAGAUACAGGCCAUCGGAACCCGUUACCAGGACUCUGGUUGUUCCUACUGAUAGUUCUCGGCGUGCUUCUUGGCAUUGUGGGAUUAACGUCUCUUAGCAUGCAUAUGCUUCAAUACCGACAUCUGCAGGGACUUCGCCGUCGAGUUGCAAACGGACAGGUCGACCUCGAAGCAUUAGGCAUAAAGCGACUCUCUGUCCCACGACGAAUUCUGGAAAAGUUCCCAAUUCGAAUAUAUGUUCCUGAACCAACAUCUCCUACUAUUCCCGCAUCCACCUAUUCCUUGCCGGUAUCCCCUCGACCUACCCGAUCUAUUUCUAAUCCUCCAAGAACUCCCCCACCCGUUAGAUAUUUUGCCCCUCCCGAUCCACCUUUACCACCUUCACCUACGCCUGCGAGACGACGUCAAAGCCGGGACCGACGUAAUGACCCUGUGCAUGAUACAACUCUCCAACGUGGUUAUUCUCAAUCACAAUGCUCCAUCUGCUUAGACGACUUUAUUCCGUAUUCCACAGCUGUCCGUGAAUUACCUUGUCUUCAUGUCUUCCAUCCUGAUUGCAUCGACCCAUUUCUCGAAACCCAAUCUUCUCUAUGCCCAUUGUGCAAGGUUUCAGCGUUACCCAGAGGCUAUGUCCCGCCUCAGCUGACCAAUGCCACGGUGCGACGAGAGCGGAACCUUCGGCGGAUGCGGGCUCGAGUGGAUGCCGGUGGCGGCGUUUUGUCUUGGUGGGCCAGACUUAGGUUCCGCAUAAGUUCAAGUAGGCAUGAGGAGGAAGAGCGUGAUCUCCGAAAUACUGCGAGAAUGGCGGUAGCGCGAAACAAUCCGGUGACGGAAAUAAGCGAAUACAGUAGAGGAUCAAGCCGAUUGCCCGCGGAUAGCCCGGGGGAGUCCCACGUGGAUGACGAGGAAGUGGGGGAGAAUAAUCGUUCCAGGUGGAGAAAAGCUAUGAAGACAUUGUUUCCUGGCUUUGGGUAGCAUACUGCUAGAUUAGUAUCGUAUUUGAGUAUUGGUCUCUCUUUCGGUUUAGGGGGUGUUAUAUUCUAUCAUUUGCAUUCCUGUUACUAUAUCAUUGGGUUACGAAUGGGUCGCUCUUUGGUGCAUGGGUUGUUUUUGAAUGUCCCUGGGGUGGAUUGAGUGCAUGGGAAUUCUGGCGUUCUUGUUUCCAUUUUCCAUUCUCUCCUCCCCACACGUCUGGCGGAUGGGGUUGAAAUUGCAUGAGUUUGUCUGGCGGUCGAUUGGGAAUGGCGCUUAUGUCGUUAGGCAAUAUACCACGAUGGAAUUCGUA